Messenger RNA from Sorex araneus (European shrew), 2029 nucleotides. RefSeq names its product glucose-6-phosphate isomerase (gene GPI). Gene Ontology annotation, cellular component: cytosol. Gene Ontology annotation, molecular function: carbohydrate derivative binding; monosaccharide binding; glucose-6-phosphate isomerase activity. The record is from RefSeq and is a predicted model, not a curated record. The transcript has 18 exons. The coding region runs from base 60 to 1733 and encodes 557 amino acids. Gene Ontology annotation, biological process: glucose 6-phosphate metabolic process; gluconeogenesis; glycolytic process. Lineage: Eukaryota; Metazoa; Chordata; Mammalia; Eulipotyphla; Soricidae.
CGCCCCUCCACGUCCCCGCCCGCCGCGCGCGUAGCUCCGUGCGCCCUGCAGCUCUCGCCAUGGCCGAACUCACUCGGGAUCCGCAGUUCCAGGCGCUGCUCCAGUGGCACCGCGAGCAUGCCGCGGAGCUCACCUUGCGUUCCCUUUUCGCGAAGGACCCCGAGCGGUUCAGCAGGUUCAGCUUGGACCUCAACACCAACAAUGGGCACAUCCUGGUGGAUUAUUCCAAGAAUCUGGUGACGCAGGAGGUGAUGCAGAUGCUGAUGGGCCUGGCCAAGUCCAGGGGUGUGGAGGCCGCCCGGGAUCGCAUGUUCAAUGGCGAGAAGAUCAACUUCACGGAGGAUCGCGCUGUGCUACACGUGGCUCUGCGCAACCGCGCCAACCGCCCCAUCAUGGUGGACAACAAGGACGUGAUGCCGGAAGUUAACCGGGUCUUGGAGAAGAUGAAGUCCUUCUGCCAGCGCGUCCGGAGCGGAGAGUGGAAGGGCUACUCGGGCAAGGCCAUCACCGACGUCAUCAACAUUGGCAUCGGUGGCUCUGACCUGGGACCCCUCAUGGUGACUGAAGCACUGAAGCCUUACUCUGCAGGGGGCCCCCGAGUCUGGUUUGUCUCCAACAUUGAUGGGACCCACAUUUCCAAAACCCUGAGUGCCCUGAACCCUGAUACCUCCCUGUUCAUCAUUGCAUCCAAGACCUUCACCACCCAGGAGACCAUCACCAAUGCGGAGACGGCCAAGGAGUGGUUCCUCCUGUCAGCCAAGAAUCCUGCUGCUGUUGCGAAGCACUUUGUUGCCCUGUCCACCAACACGACCAAAGUGAAGGAGUUUGGAAUUGACCCCCAAAACAUGUUCGAGUUCUGGGAUUGGGUAGGAGGCCGCUACUCGCUGUGGUCGGCCAUCGGACUCUCCAUCGCCUUGCACGUGGGGUUUGACAACUUUGAACAGCUGCUCUCGGGGGCCCACUGGAUGGACAAUCAUUUCUGCACGGCGCCCCUCGAGAAGAACGCCCCUGUGCUGCUGGCUCUCCUGGGCAUCUGGUACAUCAACUGCUUCGGCUGUGAGACGCAGGCCCUGCUGCCCUAUGACCAGUACAUGCACCGCUUCGCCGCCUACUUCCAGCAGGGUGACAUGGAGUCCAAUGGGAAGUACAUCACCAAAUCCGGGGCCCGCGUGAACUACCAGACAGGCCCCAUUGUGUGGGGCGAGCCAGGGACCAAUGGCCAGCAUGCCUUCUACCAGCUCAUCCACCAAGGCACCAAGAUUAUCCCGUGUGACUUCCUCAUCCCCGUGCAGACCCAGCACCCCAUCCGGAAAGGCCUGCAUCACAAGAUCCUCCUGGCCAACUUCUUGGCCCAGACCGAGGCCCUGAUGAAGGGGAAGUCCGUAGAGGAGGCCCGGAAGGAGCUGCAGGACGCGGGGAAGAGCAGCAAGGAGGUGGACAAGAUCCUGCCCCACAAGGUCUUUGAAGGAAACCGUCCAUCCAACUCCAUUGUCUUCACCAAGCUCACCCCGUUCAUUCUUGGAGCCUUGAUUGCCAUGUAUGAGCACAAGAUCUUCGUUCAGGGUGUCAUCUGGGACAUCAACAGCUAUGACCAGUGGGGAGUGGAGCUGGGAAAGCAGCUGGCAAAGAAGAUCGAGCCUGAAUUAGAGGGCAGCGCGCCGGUGACCACGCACGAUUCUUCCACCAAUGGGCUCAUCAGCUUCAUCAAGCAGCAGCGGGAGGCUCAGAGCUAAUAAAGCCACGCUCAGAGGCCACCCUUGUUGUCGCUGGUCCUUGUCCCUCCUCACCAGAGGCCGCGCUGCAUGGUCCUGCCCAGAGCACCGUCUGGCGGUCAGCUUGGGCCGCAAAGCCCCUUGGCGGGGGAGGCCGGUCUGGAAUGGCCCCCCUCCUCCCUGCUCUGUGUUCGUGCUCCCGCUGUUUUACGAUCCACUGGAGGGUUUUAGUACAACUGACCUUUUCUGGCCCUGUGUCCGCACUGUUCUUGUACCAGCUAGAAAAAAAAAAAAUAAAGAUGCCUCAGGCCAUGUGA